AUGAUGCCGCUGCGGAGAUGGGCAUGGUCAACUUGUGUAACUCCCAGUUCAUCCUCAACAGCUCUCGACUCCACCGAAGCAACCAGUCACGGUUCCGGCGCCAUCACACCCUCCAUGAUGCCCGUGACCCCUUCUUCCAGUACUCCCUUCAAAACACACCCCUCAUUAACACAGACUCUAUACCUCGAGGUCACAGCUUCGACCAGACCGACCUCCAGUCGAGGACGGUCCUUGAUCUCUCGCCCCCAACACAAGGCCGCCCACAUCACCCACUCCCAUAGCCAGGAGAAUGUAGUGUCGUCGCCUAUCAAUGGCUGCUAUUUCACCAACCCAUCGCCCAGUUGUUUAGACUCUUCCAAAGUCGUCAUCAACAUCAACCGGGACCUGCACAAAUCUAUGGACGAUGUAUUUUCUGCCAUCAAAAACAUGUUAGAUACUCGAUGUCCGGAUGUGGACUAUCACUGCUCGCAAAACUUGUUCCGUCUGCAGAACGCUGACGUGCAGGUGGAGCUGGAGAUUUGUGACGGGGACGUUCCGGGUGUGCAGGUGCGGAAGCUGUCCGGGGACAGUCUCCAGUACUCCCGGUUGUGUCAUGAUCUGCUCUCCUGCAUGAAUAACUAA
Messenger RNA from Haliotis rubra (blacklip abalone), 621 nucleotides. RefSeq lists its product as uncharacterized. The coding region runs from base 1 to 621 and encodes 206 amino acids. The transcript has a single exon. Lineage: Eukaryota; Metazoa; Mollusca; Gastropoda; Lepetellida; Haliotidae. The record is from RefSeq and is a predicted model, not a curated record.